UGUCCGCGCAGCUGGUGGUGCUGAACAAGAUGGCUGUUUGCUGGGGACCGGAGAGCUGAGGGAGAGCGGGAGGUGUGGAAAGAGGCGCUAAGAAACGGAGAAAGAAAGGGCUGCGACGCCGGCGUUCCCUUUCCGAGUGAGAGGACGGUCGACGGUUUGUUUAUUUUUCUUUCUUUCUUUUUUUUUUUUUUUUUUUUGCCGGCUGUCACGAAGACAGUCGGGCUCCGCUGCCGCUGCUAACCAGCGACGCCUGGCUUCACCCAUCUCCAGCCCAGCCGCUCAUCGUUCCCGGGCUGCCUUCAGCACAGAUUAACACCGCCAAUUAGGAAACUGGUGAAGAAGCUGGAGUCUGGACUAAAGGAGCGCAUAAGAAAUGUCAUUGCUGUGUGUUGGAGUAAAGAAAGGCAAGCUCGAUGGACCCCAAGAGAAAUUUAACACAUACGUGACCUUGAAGGUGCAAAAUGUUAAGAGCACCACCAUUGCUGUGCGUGGCAGUCAACCAUGCUGGGAACAGGACUUCAUGUUCGAAAUAAACCGUCAGGGGCUGGGCCUCACAGUGGAGGUCUGGAACAAAGGACUGAUCUGGGACACCAUGGUGGGAACUGUAUGGAUCCCCCUUCAAAGCAUACGACAGUCCAAUGAGGAGGGUCCGGGUCAGUGGCUGACCCUGGACUCGAAUGUUAUUAUGGCUGAGAAUGAAAUCUGUGGAACCAAAGACCCGACCUUUCACAGGCUGCUGCUUGACACUCGCUUUGAACUGCCAUUAGACAUUCCAGAAGAGGAGGCCAGAUACUGGGCUAAGAAACUCGAGCAACUUAAUGCAAUGAGAGAUCAAGAUUAUGCCUACCAAGAAGAACAAGAGCAAUCACUCCAUGCCCCCUCCACACAGUGCUGUAAUUGGAGUCUGUGGGGAGACCAGCAGAACGAGGACCCAGACAGUGCCGUUGAUGACAGGGACAGUGACUACCGCAGCGAGACCAGUAACAGCAUCCCUCCUCCCUUCUACACCACCUCCCAGCCCAAUGCUUCCAUGCACCAGUACCCAAUGCGGCAUCAACACUACAGGCACUCCUUCAGCGAUGACAUCCAUGAGCUGGACUACGAUCACAGAACAAUGAGACGCUAUGAUAGUUUAGACUCUGCCACCAACGGGCGCAGCGAUAUCGACUCAGGCUCAGGGUCGAGCCGGCGCACCAGUCGUCAGUAUUCUCUAGACAGUAGGCACUCUCUGUCCGAUAGUCCCACAGACAGCCGCUAUGCCUCAUCAGCGGAGCUGAGCAGAGGAAGCUCUCAGCUUAGCGAGGAGUUUCCUCCAGAGGACGGUGAAAGCUUUCAAGGUUCAGAGUUCUACGAUGAAAACGACUCGUACCACUCCUGCCAUUCCUCCGUCAGCUAUGGCAAAGAAGAUUCCCCGGGCUGGGAUGGGGAGGACCACCAAGGGGUCUACAGUGACGAGGGAGGCUAUCUCAAAGAUGGAGGGGAAGAGGGUGCACUGUAUGAUGAAGAGGAAGGUGACAUUUACGCAGAGGAAGGGCAGUAUAACUAUCAAGAUGAGGAAGAGAUGCACUACAGAGAUGAAGACAUGUAUCCACUGGGUGAUAAACAAAGCCAAGACAAGGAGCCGACCUACACUCCAUCAGUGCCGUCAGGCUCUGCAUCCACCUUGAUGCCACCAUCUGAUGGCCUGUCUUCCUCCAGGCCACCUUUGGAGAAGCAAGCAUCUUUGCAUCAGCAGAGGCUUGCCCAGGAUCAGACCCAGUCGCCCAGUGCAGCUCUUGAACUACCUCCAGUCUCACAGGACAGCGUGUUGCCCUCUGAUGCUACAGAUUCCAUCAAGCCUUCCUUUGCUUCAUCACAGCAACAGAUGUCUGUCACAACAUCCACCCCAACCAUCCCAACCCAGGUUCCACCUCAGGACACCAAGCCCCUGGAGCCAGAGCCCAAAGCUGAAACCCCUCUGGAGGAUGUUUAUCCUCUUGAUCAGCCCCCAGCAGCAGAAACUGGGCAGCCUGCUCCUGAGGAGAAAACAGAAGAAGCUCCUGUUCCAAGUUUCCCAAAGAGAGAAAUCAUGGAACCAGGUCCUGCUAGAGCCAAAGCUAACUGGCUUCGCCUUUUCAGUAGAGUGCGACUGCAGCUACAAGAGGCACGAGGAGAGCAUGUUGGGAUUGCCUCAUUGCUUUUGUCUGCGGGCAUGGGUGGUGCUCUGUACAGCAUUGACAGCAUGCCAGACCUUAGAAAAAGGAAAGCAAUGCCUCUGGUCAGAGAUCUGGCAAUGUCUUUGGUCCAGAACUCCAGGAAGGCUGGCAUUACCUCAGCCCUAACGUCCAGCACCCUGCAUAACGAAGAACUGAAGAGUCAUGUCUACAAGAAGACCCUUCAGGCGCUCAUUUACCCGAUCUCUUGCACCACCCCACACAAUUUCGAGGUGUGGACAGCCACCACUCCAACUUACUGCUACGAGUGUGAAGGACUGCUGUGGGGUAUUGCUCGCCAAGGCAUGCGCUGCACUGAGUGUGGAGUCAAAUGCCAUGAGAAGUGCCAGGACCUGCUCAAUGCUGACUGUCUACAAAGAGCUGCAGAGAAGAGCUCCAAGCAUGGUGCAGAGGACAGAACCCAGAACAUCAUCAUGGUUCUUAAAGACCGCAUGAAGAUCCGUGAGAGGAACAAACCAGAGAUCUUUGAACUCAUCCAGGAAGUGUUUGCUGUCAUCAAGUCCACCCAUGUCACUCAAAUGAAGCAGAUCAAGCAGAGUGUGCUCGACGGCACCUCCAAAUGGUCAGCCAAGAUCUGCAUCACAGUGUUGUGUGCUCAGGGUCUCCAAGCAAAGGAUAAAACUGGUUCCAGUGAUCCCUAUGUCACUGUCCAGGUGGGGAAGACCAAGAAGAGGACCAAAACUAUCUAUGGCAACCUCAACCCUGUCUGGGAGGAAACAUUUAAUUUUGAAUGUCACAACUCCUCAGACCGCAUCAAGGUGCGAGUGUGGGAUGAAGACGAUGAUAUUAAGUCUCGGGUGAAGCAAAAGUUCAAGCGAGAGUCGGACGACUUCCUCGGUCAAACUAUCAUUGAAGUCCGCACUCUGAGUGGAGAGAUGGACGUCUGGUAUAAUCUUGACAAACGUACGGACAAAUCAGCCGUGUCUGGGGCUAUUCGAAUGCGCAUUAAUGUGGAAAUUAAAGGAGAAGAGACAGUCGCUCCAUAUCAUGUACAGUACACCUGUCUGCAUGAGAAUCUCUUUCAUUAUGUAACAGAUAUCCAGAAUAAUGGUGUGGUGAAGAUCCCUGAUGCAAAAGGAGAUGAUGCUUGGAAAGUUUAUUUUGAGGAAACUCCCCAAGAAAUAGUAGACGAGUUUGCCAUGCGUUACGGAGUGGAGUCCAUCUACCAAGCCAUGACUCACUUUGCCUGCUUGUCAUCCAAGUACAUGUGCCCAGGUGUGCCUGCAGUCAUGAGCACCCUGCUGGCCAACAUCAACGCCUACUACGCCCACACCACCCAGGCAACCAACAAUGUUUCUGCUUCUGACCGAUUUGCUGCUUCAAACUUUGGAAAAGAGCGAUUUGUCAAGCUUCUAGAUCAGCUGCACAACUCUCUAAGGAUAGACCUCUCCAUGUAUCGAAAUAACUUCCCGGCCAGCAGCCCUGAGAGACUACAGGAUCUCAAAUCCACAGUUGACCUCCUCACCAGUAUUACCUUCUUCAGAAUGAAGGUUCAGGAGCUCCAGUCCCCACCCAGGGCCAGUCAGGUUGUAAAGGAUUGUGUGAAAGCCUGCCUCAACUCCACCUACGAGUACAUCUUUAAUAACUGUCACGAACUCUACAGCCGCGAGUACCAAACAGACCCAGCCAAGCAGGGCGCUGUGCCUCCUGAGGAGCAGGGACCCAGUAUAAAGAACCUGGACUUCUGGUCCAAACUCAUCACACUUAUUGUUUCCAUCAUUGAGGAGGACAAAAACUCUUACACUCCCUGCUUAAACCAAUUUCCCCAGGAGCUCAACGUUGGAAAAAUAAGUGCCGAAGUAAUGUGGAAUCUGUUUGCUCAGGACAUGAAGUAUGCAAUGGAAGAACAUGAGAAAAACCGCUUGUGUAAGAGUGCCGAUUACAUGAACCUGCACUUUAAGGUUAAAUGGCUGUACAACGAAUACUGCAAAGACCUUCCCUUCUUCAAGAGCCGAGUGCCUGAAUACCCUGCGUGGUUUGAGCCGUUCGUCAUCCAGUGGCUGGAUGAAAAUGAGGAAGUCUCUCGUGACUUUUUACACGGGGCUUUGGAGAGAGACAAAAAAGAUGGGUUCCAGGUCACAUCAGAACAUGCUCUCUUCUCUUGUUCGGUGGUGGAUGUGUUCUCCCAGCUCAACCAGAGCUUUGAGAUCAUCAGAAAGUUAGAGUGUCCAGAUCCACAGAUCGUAGGACAUUACAUGAAGCGAUUUGCCAAGACCAUCAGCAAUGUUCUUCUGUCCUAUGCUGAUAUCAUUUCCAAGUUGUUUGCCAACUAUGUUACCAUGGAGAAAGUGCCCUGCAUUCUGAUCAACAACAUCCAACAACUGAGGGUUCAGUUGGAGAAAAUGUUUGAAGCCAUGGGUGGAAAAGACCUGUGUGUGGAGGCCAGUGAUAUCCUGAAAGAUCUGCAAGUGAAGCUCAACAAUGUCAUGGAUGAUCUGAGCAGAGUCUUUGCCGUCAGUUUCCAGCCUCACAUUGAAGAAAAUGUGAAGCAGAUGGGCGACAUCUUGGCUCAGGUGAAAGGGACGUCGAAUGUAGGGAACGCCAGCAGUGUGGCCCAGGACGCCGACAACGUCUUGCAGCCAAUCAUGGAGUUCCUGGACAGCAACCUCUCUCUGUUUGCUAAGAUUUGUGAGAAGACUGUCCUAAAACGUGUGUUGAAGGAGCUGUGGAAGCUGGUAAUGAACACCAUGGAGAAAACCAUCGUUCUGCCUCCACUCACAGACCAAACGAUGAUUGGGAGGCUGAAGAGUGCUUCUCACAGUGAUGGCACUCAGCUCAUCUUCAACGCUGCCAAGGAGCUCGGACAGCUGUCUAAACUGAAGGAGCACAUGGUACGUGAAGAGGCCAAAGCACUAUCACCCAAGCAGUGUGCUGUGAUCGAGCUGGCUCUGGACACCAUCAAGCAAUACUUCCAUGCUGGUGGUGUGGGCCUGAAGAAAACUUUCCUGGAAAAAAGUCCUGACCUGCAGUCUCUCCACUACGCCCUGUCCCUCUACACUCAGGCCACUGACAAACUCAUUAAGACCUUUGUCCAGUCGCAAAAUGCCCAAGUGUUCGGCGGGAAGGGGGUGAGAUUCACCACUAGUGAGGAUGUUUACCCAGAAAAGGGCACCGGAGUGGACGACGCUGUGGGCGAAGUGUCCAUCCAUGUGGAGGUUUUCACUCAUCCAAACACCGGCGAACAUAAAGUCACAGUGAAAGUGGUGGCUGCCAACGACCUGAGGUGGCAGACGCAGGGAAUAUUCCGCCCGUUCGUGGAGGUCUACAUCAUCGGUCCCCACCUGAGCGACAAGAAGAGGAAGUACGCCACCAAGUCGAAGAACAACAGCUGGGCUCCCAAAUACAAUGAAACCUUCACUUUCACACUGAGCAACGAGGUGGGUCCAGAGUGCUACGAGCUGCAGGUGUGUGUGAAGGACUACUGCUUCGCCCGAGAGGACCGCACCGUGGGCAUGGCCGUCCUGCAGCUCAAGGAUGUGGCCUCCAAGGGCAGCGCCGCCUGCUGGCUGCCGCUGGGUAAGCGCAUCCACAUGGAUGAGACAGGCCUCACCGUCCUGCGCAUCCUCUCCCAGCGCAACAACGACGACGUGGCCAAAGAGUUUGUCAAGCUCAAGUCCGACCAGCGCUCUACAGAGGAGGGCCGUGGUUAAAAAAAAAAGACGAAAAUGUCAAAGUGGGGCUUAAAACGCCAUGUCUGGAGCUCAGUCAGACAGCCACUGCCCUGCGGCUCUCCUGAGUCACCGCAAGUCACUGCCAGGAUAAUCCAGAGUUGUAAAAGCACAGAUAAGACAGGAGGCACCACACACUCAGUCCUGUAAAUACUUUUAUUCCAGUGGCGAAGACGCAAAGCAAAGACGAGCAUCACCAAGUCCACCAGUGUCUUUAUUGUUGCUGAUGUGUUUUAAUCAUCCUUUUUGAUUAGCGAUACAGUUUCCCUAUUUGUCGUGGAGAAACACACACCCUUACUUGAGCGAUCAGGUGGAGAAAUGUCUUGUAGCCUCUUAGUAUUUUUAGCCAUCUUUCUCACUUUCUUUUUUUUAAGUUUCUGCCCUGUCAUCCCUUCCCUGGUGUGUGCCCACUCAGAGAAGGGACCGCAAGUGCCAACAGAUAAUUACUGAAAUAUGCCAAGACCAUUCCCAAGCACAACAGGACCGACCGUCCAGCCGACACACAACGCAAACAGGCUCAAAACAUUCCAGAUAUCAGAAACAAAGCACUUUUAGUUUAUCACUCAAGUUUAUUACUUUCUUAUUCUAGAUCUAUAUUUAUAUUUAAAUAAUUCUAUAUAUGAACAUGCAUAUAUA
This is a messenger RNA of Xiphophorus couchianus (Monterrey platyfish), 6517 nucleotides long. RefSeq names its product unc-13 homolog A (C. elegans) (gene unc13a). Gene Ontology annotation, biological process: synaptic vesicle priming; presynaptic dense core vesicle exocytosis; synaptic transmission, glutamatergic. Gene Ontology annotation, molecular function: calmodulin binding; phospholipid binding; syntaxin-1 binding. The transcript is spliced from 45 exons. The record is from RefSeq and is a predicted model, not a curated record. NCBI's taxonomy places the organism in Eukaryota, Metazoa, Chordata, Actinopteri, Cyprinodontiformes, Poeciliidae. The coding region runs from base 374 to 5863 and encodes 1829 amino acids. Gene Ontology annotation, cellular component: terminal bouton; neuromuscular junction; presynaptic active zone cytoplasmic component.